Messenger RNA from Marchantia polymorpha subsp. ruderalis, 2419 nucleotides. Lineage: Eukaryota; Viridiplantae; Streptophyta; Marchantiopsida; Marchantiales; Marchantiaceae. The record is from the annotation of a GenBank genome assembly.
AAAUAAUUCAUCGCACGACAGGUCACGAAAGGUUUGUCGAGCCCUGUUUGUAGCCCGCCCGGAGCCCGGAGCUGUGACCGACGAGGCGAGGGGGAGAAUGAUGAUGCUGGCGCGGCCGGGCGUCGUCCGUCGUCGUCGUUCGCGGCGGAACUUCUCUCGCAUCCGUCCGCGUGCCCGAGCAUCGUCUGUCCGGCUAACCGGCCGAUUCGGGAGGCGCGCGGGUGGGGCAGGGCGCGGGAGCGGGCGCGGGUGAGGACGACGAAGAAAGAAAAGCCGGGCGCGGGGUCGGGCAGUGGUCAAGUUGUUGUUGAUGAUGUUGAUGCAGUUCUCGUCGUUGCCUCGCCGAUUCUUCACGCCCGCAGGUCGAUCGUCAGGAGGUCGCGCAGUGGCGGAAAUCACAUCCCAAUUCCGAUGCUCCUCAGCGGUGGCUUAGAGCCAAGUGUGACUAGUUCGAUGCGCUUAGCGUAGAAGUGCGACGAGCUCUACGGGGUCUGACGUGAGGAUUGUUGCGAUUCUCGUGUGAAUGAGCGGUCGAGGAGGUCUCUUCGUCCCGGGGCGAUUUGGGGGAGAGUUGCGGGUCGAUUGAUUGGUCGAUCGUUCGCAGUUGCGGCGGCGGCGGCAGCAGCUGAAGGAAGCGCGUCGUGAGGAGAAGAGAGGGCGGAAAAUGGCUUCGGGGAGCUCGAAACAUCACGAGGCUGGGAGGAUUCAAUCGGCAUCGAACGGAGGGAGGGACAAUGGUGGAACUGGGUUCAGUUUGCAGCAAUUGCUGCUCUCGGCUGUCGCGCUGGUGCUCAUUCCGUCCAUUCUUUUCGCGUUUCACAAUUUGAACGCCACGCAGACGGCGUUGCAGUCGCCGUCUGCGAUGAUGUCCAAGCGAUCGGUGGCUCCGGCCACCAUCGCCACCGCCGCCGCGAAACUUCAGUUCGCCGUGCAGCUCAGUCCUACUUAUGAGAAUGUGGACGGCACGGAGUACGUGUGGCAAAUUCCAUCGUUUUCUGAUCCGAGCAAGAAGGUCCGGGGGAUCGUGUUCUUCGCGCACGGGUGCUACGGCCGCUCGACCUUCUUCUGGGACACUCACCCCAAUUGCGAGAACUGUACCGGGAUGCCGGAGGAACGCUUGCUGACGCUCAACAGCUUGUCGAGGGGCUACGCGGUGAUUGCCGUGUCGAGCACAGCUGAAUGCUGGAAAGCUUCAGUUGAUGUGCCGAAGGUCGUCACGGUGCUGAAGAGCUGGACAGCUCGCUACAGGCUGGAGCACCUGCCGGUUGUGGCUCUGGGAGCCUCGUCAGGGGGAUACUUCGUCUCGAUUCUCGCCGCGCAGUAUAAAUUCCAGUCGCUGGUGAUACAAAUUUCCUACCUCGGCAAGGUCGAUGGAAUGGUGAUCGAUUCCACAUACCCUCCAACGCUGUUCGUCUACAUGCCGAAGGAUACGAGGCUCGCUCUCCGAAUCAAGGAUUCCAGGAAUCUCCUGCGGAGCAAAGGAGUCGAGACCGACGAGGUUUUGUGCACCGAGCUCAAAGUGACCCCUCACUUUUUCUCUAACAAGAUUCCAGCCAUCAACGACGAUGUUUCCGAGAAACUCGUCGCAGUGUUCAAGGAUUACGGUCUGCUGAACCAUGCUGGAUACAUGAAGCUGGACGGUAGAUCGAGCGGGUGGAUAGGGCCCGUGAGGAAGAGGAACGUCUUACCGUUCGCUAUGCGGAGAAAAUUGGAGCGGCACCUGGAGGAGGAGUUGAAUCUGGCCUACGCGUUCCAUGAAAUGACCAGCGUGCCCGCCGAAGCAAUUUUGGACUGGUUUGACGCUCACAGCCAUACCUCGAGCUUGAUCGAGAGCAGCUGAGUGUACGUGCAGUGAUUGCUCCUCGGACGAGGCCGCACCCGUUUGAACAAUGUGAGCUAAGUUCCUAAACUCACUACAGGUUGUGCUGUUAUAAACUGCAUGUAAAUAUAGAACGUGAAGUUUGAUUGAGAGAGAUCAAGAGGAGGGUGCAUGCAUGCUCGCGCGCUGCGAAGCAUCAGAAGCAUGGAAUUUCUCAUGCUGAGUUACGACCGUAUGAUCACUAUCACAUCGAUAUAGCCUGUUUGUAACUAUACGUCGAAGACAUUAUCUUCAAUCUGUACAUAGAGGAUGUCUGGUCUGAACUGCCCAGCAACAGGUUAUCACGCAUGUCGUAGGGUUUCAUUCAGCUGUUGUCGUUUUAGUUGAAGUUUUGAGUUGACAGUACUACUUCCUUGGGUUUGCACAUUUAGCCUUGCCCUCUUUCAUCGUGCUGGACCUACAUAUGUCAGUGGCUUGGGGCACUUCAAGGCCAUCCGAGGUCGUGUAACUUUUAAUGUUUCCAAAUGAAGGCCGAUCUUUCGCUUGUCUCCAAGUGUGCCAUAGUUGGCAAGAGCCGAGUACAGUUAUGUAAUUUGGUGC